CAGGAGACCUGCACUGACGGAAAUUGUACAAUACCUGGAUAUCCGUCGUGCAGAGACAACAGUACAUUUAGCAAGUUUCUUCUGGAUCUCUUCAAGCUAACCAUCGGGAUGGGGGAUCUAGAAAUGAUCGAAAGUGCCAAGUACCCAGCUGUCUUCAUUAUACUCCUGGUGACAUACAUCAUCCUCACUUUUGUACUUCUCCUUAACAUGUUAAUCGCUUUAAUGGGGGAAACAGUUGGCCAGGUGUCAAAGGAAAGCAAACAGAUCUGGAAGUUACAGUGGGCCACCACCAUCCUGGAUAUAGAAAGGUCAUUCCCUGUAAUUGUCCGUAAAGCAUUUCGUUCAGGAGAGAUGGUAACAGUUGGAAAAAAUUCUGAUGGCACCCCUGAUCGACGUUGGUGUUUUAGGGUAGAUGAAGUAAACUGGUCCCACUGGAAUCAGAAUCUU
Staurois parvus is the source of this 447-nucleotide messenger RNA. The record is from the annotation of a GenBank genome assembly. NCBI's taxonomy places the organism in Eukaryota, Metazoa, Chordata, Amphibia, Anura, Ranidae.